Molecule: messenger RNA, 1343 nt
Organism: Marchantia polymorpha subsp. ruderalis
Lineage: Eukaryota; Viridiplantae; Streptophyta; Marchantiopsida; Marchantiales; Marchantiaceae
Source: the annotation of a GenBank genome assembly
GAAGAUAGCAAGUUUCGUGCAAGCAGGAAGUCAUCGUGGAUGCAGGCGCUGUCUUGUAGACUUGCUCUUGGUUUCGGUUAAGCUGCAACACUCCUGAUAGACUUCCGGUUAGUUAUCUGCAACACGACACGAAGACAGAGGAUCAUGAGAUGCAACAACGUAUGCUGUGCUUCUAUGCUACUCAGGAGUAACAGUAGUCAAGUGGAAAAGAUCGCCAGCGGCAACCAACGAGCAGGAACAGGAAUCAAUGUCACAGGAAUUCCGAUCAAUGCUCUAGCUAGAAGAGCAGCUUAUGCUGACGACUUUGGAGGCGUUCACGAAGAUUUUUCCUGCAGCAGAUUCAGCAGCUGAAGCUAGCAGAGCGAUAGAAUCAUUGCAUGUAACAAACCGGAAGAUGUCAUCACGUGAUGGUAGUUUUCACUUUACUCGUAAGAUCAGCAAUUGUAGCUCACACAAAGGGACCCAAGGUACAGGUGAGGCGACUUUCAAGACUACUCGAGUAUGUAAAGAUACACGACUAGGAAGAAUCUAACCAUAGGAGUUGGCAGAAGGCCACCAUCUACAAUCUGGAAAGAAGGGCCCAGUCGCUCUGAAGGUCCCCUUGCCACUGGUACACCACUCUAUGGUGAACUCGUGAUCUCGGCAUGACAGCCUUAAAUGUCUUCAGAUGAAAUGUGGCUUUUAGGAGUACACCCUACUCGCAAUCACAUUCCUCCGUAGAGCCAGGAAACUAAUAGGUGCCGACAGUGAGAGAAUUAUCUGUUUACUGGAUGUUGACUUCACCAGUAGCUUCUGAAGCUACGGCAGACUAGGUGCUCAUGCACCUUCAGACUUGGCCCAACUUCACUUUCAAAACAAUGUAGCGCUAGUUCUUUUCCGAUUAUGCACAGAGUCAUGAAACACCUGAUGAUGAGAUGAUGUCUUCAAGAGUACUACGUCCUCAGAAGCUGCUACUGCGACUGCUGCUGCAGGUGGACAAUAUUGACCCAUAAUAUCACUUGAUCACGGGUAUGCUAUGCUGCCUGUAAAGUGACCCGUAUAUAAAAUGCACUGGGUGCUUCUGUUCACGAGGACAUUGCCACCUAAAGUGUAGCCAGAGGAUCAAAGGGCCAGAACUAUAAGCAAAUCUGCGAAGAACCUUCUAUUCGAAGGCUCGAAAGCUGCUGCUCCACGCCACACAGUUAAGUGCGCAAUCAGUGCCAAACACUUGGAAUUUUGCCAAAUUUCAUUACUCCCAAGUAUGAACAUCGUUAGUGUUGAGAGCUGGACCAUUUCAGGCGUCCGCUAUGUUUUGAUAUGAAAGUGCGAACCAGGGAAGUUGCAAUAGCAGGAGUAACACUAGA